AAAACCACCCGGCCUUCUAAAUUAUUUGUCAGCUGAACAUCCUGGUUCCAAAAAAAUAAAAUAAUAGAUGGAUUCGACAUGGGGUUGUGCAAGAUUCUUCCAUCUUCUUCUCCCUCUAUGUUUGAUUUUGAUGAUCAACGGUGUAGAGUUUUGUUAUGGUGGAAUAACUAGUACUUAUCUAAGAGAUAAAAAUUUGAGCCUUGACAUGCCAUUGCACAGUGAUGUUUUCUCACUUCCUGCUGGUUAUAAUGCUCCUCAACAGGUUCAUAUCACCCAAGGUGAUCGUGAGGGGAAGGGUGUGAUUAUCUCUUGGGUCACGCCUGAUGAACUUGGCUCGAGUACAGUUCUUUAUUGGGCUGAGGAUAGCAAGGUGAAGAAUAUUGCAAAUAGCACUGUUGUUACCUACAAGUACUACGAUUACAAUUCGGGGUAUAUUCAUCAUUGCACCAUCGAGAAUUUGGAGUAUGAUACCAAAUAUAUCUAUGAGAUUGGUGAUGGAAGUAAUGCACGUCGAUUUUGGUUUAUUACCCCUCCUAAAGUUGGCCCUGAUGUUCCUUAUACCUUUGGCCUUAUAGGGGAUCUUGGUCAAACUUUUGACUCUAACAAGACACUAACUCACUAUGAGUUGAACCCAGCAAAGGGACAGACAAUGUUGUUUGUGGGAGACCUUUCUUAUGCUGAUUGUUAUCCAAAUCAUGAUAACACCAGGUGGGACACUUGGGGAAGGUUUAUAGAGAGAAAUGCAGCUUAUCAACCUUGGAUUUGGACAGCCGGGAAUCAUGAAAUUGAUUUUGUUCCUGAAAUUGGUGAAUACGAACCUUUCAAGCCUUACAAACAUCGCUAUUUUGUGCCCUACAGAGCAGCGAAUAGCACAUCUCCUCUCUGGUACUCAGUCAAGAGAGCUUCAGCAUACAUCAUCGUCAUGUCUUCCUACUCUGCUUAUGGAAAAUACACUCCUCAGUACAAGUGGUUAACCAAUGAACUACCAAAGGUAAACAGAAGCGAGACACCAUGGCUCAUUGUACUUAUGCAUGCUCCAAUGUACAACAGCUACGCACAUCACUACAUGGAAGGAGAAACCAUGAGGGUAAUGUAUGAAUCAUGGUUUGUGGAGUACAAAGUUGACGUUGUUUUCUCAGGUCAUGUACAUGCAUAUGAAAGAUCUGAACGGAUAUCUAAUAUCCGCUACAAUGUUGUAAACGGGGAAUGCACUCCCAUGAGUGACCAGUCUGCUCCAGUUUACAUUACCAUCGGAGACGGAGGGAAUCAAGAAGGAUUAGUGACAGAAAUGACAGAACCUCAGCCAAGUUAUUCAGCUUACCGUGAAGCAAGCUUUGGUCACGGAACUUUUGAGAUAAAGAACAAAACCCAUGCUUAUUUCAGUUGGCAUCGCAACCAAGACGACUAUGCUGUUGAAGCAGACUCUUUGUGGUUUCAUAACAGAUACUGGAAAUCAUCGGAACAGUUAGCCGUUGCUUCAUAUCGUUGAGGAUUUCGUUUCUCCUUUUCAUCUCUGUGUACCAGGCUUCCAGCCAUUGUGUAUAAAAGAACUCCUGCCGAACUUUUGGAAUCAUGAACCAAGUCAUUAUACCAUAAUUUUGUGGGUGAUUUCCUUUUAGAACAAAAAAUGUACUGUAAUUUGCAAAUUGUAUAACAGCUCGUUUCUUCUCGAAACAGAGCAUGCCUAAUUACUCGAGGUUAAUGCAAGAUGAUAUAGAAAAGAUAAGUUCA
This is a messenger RNA of Daucus carota subsp. sativus, 1731 nucleotides long. RefSeq names its product purple acid phosphatase 2. Lineage: Eukaryota; Viridiplantae; Streptophyta; Magnoliopsida; Apiales; Apiaceae. The record is from RefSeq and is a predicted model, not a curated record. Gene Ontology annotation, molecular function: metal ion binding; acid phosphatase activity. Bases 68 to 1489 code for a protein of 473 amino acids. The transcript is spliced from 8 exons.